AAGUUUCGCGGCUGUCCGCGCCCAAUUUCUCAUUCUUCUUCUUCAACUUCGUCGUCUUCUUCUUUUUUCUCAACCACUGCCACUAGCUCUCAGUUCCAGUGCUGCUCAAAUGCGCUUUCACUCCAUCGCUCAGAACCUGGACGAGCUCUAAUCGGCGUGCAAACACUCCUCCAGAGGUAACUAAGGAAGUUAGCCAUGGCCCCAUCAAGAAUAUCAAGAAGUAUAAAUAAGCGGUUUUCUUAUAUGAAUGAGGCUGCUUCUAACAAGUACGGAGAGAAUGCUAACAAAACUGGGCAGAAAAAGAGAAAGUUGUCUGCCAUGUUAGGGCCUCAAUGGACCAAGGAAGAGCUAGAGAAUUUCUAUGAAGCAUAUCGUAAGUAUGGGAAAGAUUGGAAGAAGGUGGCUUCUGUAGUUCGUCACCGAUCUGUGGAAAUGGUGGAGGCCCUUUACUCUAUGAAUAAGGCCUAUUUAUCUCUUCCUGAGGGCGUUGCUUCUGUGGUUGGCCUAAUAGCAAUGAUGACUGACCACUAUUGUAUACUGGGAGGAAGUGACAGUGAACAAGAAAACAAUGACGAUGCAGAAACCUCUAGGAAACCCCAAAAGCAUGCAAGGUCAAAACUUCGGAGUGAGUCCUCAAAAGAAUUAGAAGGACAUAUUCCAGAUUUUUCAGAGUCCCAUCCAAUGGCAUCAACUAGUGACUGCUUGUCACCGCUGAAGAAUAGGCGCUCAGGAAUAAGGCCUCAUGCUGUUAAAAAAAGGACUCCUCGAGUCCCUGUUGCAUAUUCUAAUGAUCAAGAUAAUAGUAGAAAGUAUUCUCCGCCUGCCAGGCAAGGUUUAAAACUCAAUGUGGAUGCUAACAAUAAUGAUGUUGCUCAUGAGAUAGCAUUGGCAUUGACUGAGGCCUCGCAUAGAGGUGGUUCUCCCCUAGUUUCUUGGACGCCUAAGAGAAAAGCCAAAGGCACUACACCAUCACCUGUUCGGAAUGGUGAAAGGAUGCGUGCAGAAUCAGAAAUGACUAAUGCCAGGCUCCAUGGUUGUGAAAUGGAUGUGGGUGGUUGUGAAUUAAGCUUAGGUAGCACUGAAGCUGACAAUGAUUACUAUGACAGAAAUGAAAAGUACGCAAUGGGUAGAGAAGGGACUGGUACUCUGGAAGUUCAGCAGAGGAGGAAGAGAUACUUUGUAAAGAAGAAAGAAGUUGACGAAAGUAAAAACGAACAUGUUGAGUUCAUAAAAGAAGCUUGCAGUGGAACAGAGGAAGGACAUAAAUUAGGUGCUAUCAAAAGAAAACUUGAUACUAAAGUUGCGAAAAGUGCUAGGUCCUUCUACAAGGAUACAAGAAAGAAAAGUAAAAAAGCUCUGGUUGGAGGAGUUGUGCAGAUGUCAAACCUUAUUAGAAGUCGUAAGGCGGUGACGACUGCACAGAGUUCGCCUCCCCCGGCUCAGCCGUCAGCUGCCAAUGCUCCAGCACAAAUGGACCACUUGCCGGUUGGUCCCGGGGUCUCCCAUGAGCCAGCGUCAUCAGCGUCAUCAGUGGCGCAACCUGUUAGCGUCAGGCGUCGUCACCGUCCCCCCAGCACGACCGACACAACAUCGACAUCUGCUACUGGUGCGUCGCAGUCAAACAGUCAGGUGAUUGCUUUGACAGCGAAGGUGGCCAAGCUUGAGACCCAACUUGCCUCGUUUAGUACUCAGAUGUCACAGUUUCUAGAGUCCCUCACUCGGUCCGGCAUUCCAAUCUCGCAUUUUGGUCCCUUGUAGACCUCCGAGCCCUUCCAACCCGAGCUUGGCCAUCACACCUCCACCCUUGUCGACAAUGUCCAGACCUCCGAGCCGCAUUUGCAAGACGACCACGUAGAUUU
Molecule: messenger RNA, 1859 nt
Organism: Prunus avium (sweet cherry)
Lineage: Eukaryota; Viridiplantae; Streptophyta; Magnoliopsida; Rosales; Rosaceae
Product: protein ALWAYS EARLY 3-like
Biological process (GO): regulation of cell cycle; reproductive process; regulation of transcription by RNA polymerase II
Cellular component (GO): transcription repressor complex; nucleoplasm
Molecular function (GO): DNA binding
Source: RefSeq, a predicted model, not a curated record